AGAGAGCGGGCGCGUAUUACCGCGACGGGCGGCCGGUCGCGCCUACCCGAGCGCGGGGAGGGGAGGGGACGAGGAGAGGUGGAGUGAAGUCUUCUGUCCCGCGCAGUGGCUGCUGGGUGCCCCCACGCCUUCUUUUCCUCGCUUCUCCCCGCCCCCCCCACCCCCCCUUUCCGCCUCCCCCGCCCCCCGCCCCGGCCGCCAGCCCCAUUCUGUCCCUGGCGUGACUCGGCACGUCGGCCGCGGUGAGGAGAAUCCGCCGCGGCGUCAGCGCGUCUUCGUCCCCGCUUCCCCGGGGCGUCCUCCCUCCUCGGUCCGGAAGCCGGUGGUGCUGCGGCCUCGGCUCCCUGCAGGCCCCUCCCGCGACCAUGGUGGGAGUAAAGGUGGUCGGGACGGACCCGGAUUUCCAGCCGGAGCUGAGCGGCGCGGGCUCCAGACUCGCCGUGGUCAAGUUCACCAUGAGAGGUUGUGGACCAUGUUUACGGAUAGCACCUGCUUUCAAUGCUCUGAGCAAUAAGUAUCCACAGGCAGUUUUUUUGGAAGUGGAUGUACAUCAGUGCCAGGGAACAGCUGCCACCAACAAUAUAUCAGCAACACCCACAUUUCUCUUUUUUCGAAACAAAGUGCGAAUCGACCAGUAUCAAGGAGCAGAUGCUGUGGGAUUAGAAGAAAAAAUUAAGCAACACUUAGAAAACGACCCUGGAAACAACGAAGACACGGAUAUCCCCAAAGGCUAUAUGGAUUUAAUGCCCUUUAUUAACAAAGCUGGAUGUGAAUGUCUUAAUGAAAGUGAUGAGCAUGGAUUUGAUAACUGUUUACGCAAAGACCCUUCCUUCUUGGAAUCUGACUGUGAUGAACAGCUGCUUAUUACUGUGGCUUUCAAUCAGCCUGUUAAGCUUUAUUCCAUGAAAUUUCAAGGGCCAGAUAAUGGUCAGGGUCCUAAGUAUAUAAAAAUCUUUAUCAAUCUACCCCGGUCUAUGGAUUUUGAAGAGGCAGAAAGAAGUGAACCAACUCAAGCCCUGGAACUAACACAAGAUGAUAUUAAAGAAGAUGGUAUUGUCCAACUUCGUUAUGUUAAAUUCCAAAAUGUUAACAGUGUAACUUUAUUUGUUCAGUCCAAUCAAGGUGAAGAAGAAACAACAAGAAUUUCGUAUUUUACAUUUAUUGGUACUCCAGUUCAAGCCACAAAUAUGAAUGACUUCAAACGAAGAAUACACAUUGGCAAGUUGAGAGGUAUCAACCUGUGAAACCAGUAGUUGGUAAGAAAGGAGAAAGCCAUUAAGAUGCAGAAGACACUGGAAAGACCUUAUUGCAAUCAAAAUGGAUCUUCACUUUAUCUACGGCUCCUGGAUAAUUGCUUGACCCUAGCCAGAGACUGUCAAUGUUUCCUUUAAUGCCAUUACCAAUAAAUCAUUGCUUUUGUUCAGAUGGUUUCACUAGUGUUUCUAUUGUAAUCUUGAUACAUGUAUUUGUAAAUAAAAGUCAUUACUUUUGCCAAAUUUAAUUUUUGUCAUUUUAAGUAUGUAAGAAUUUUUACUUUCCAUUAGUUUUGAAAUUUUCUGGCUUCUGAUUUUAGGAGACUUAAUAUAUCCAGUGUUAUACUGGCAGACAGUUGACUUUCUAAAGUGGAGAAACUGUCAUAAUUAAGGGUUAUCUGUUUUUGAGAAAGUACCGGUUUAAUACAAUAAAAAUUUGAAAUGCAAGGGACUGGUAAGAAUGGAUUUUGAAGUGCCCAUGUUUGUAUUAUGUAAUAUUUUUAUUAAAGAACAGUUGGUUAUCUAGGGAAAUAGGAAUUUUACAUGAUCUUUUGAAUAGACUUAAGAUUCAACUAUCUACAAAUGUUACCUGCAAACUAUUAGAUAACAGGACUGAAAAUUCCUGGGUCUAAUCAUUUACCACACCAAGAUUUUUAUGCCUUCUGAAUCAUUUGUGAGUCACCAUUUCAUUUGUUGUGGCUAUAUGGACGUUAAUCAUUAGGUAAAAAUAUAGUACUUGAAAUUAAAAGUCUUUUAGUGUCAUUAAAUAAAGUUAUUUCUAUUAUUUCCUUCAUUUAACAAAUAUUCGUUGUGUUCACUGCCUAAAUACACAAUACGGAUAUAGAAAUGAUGGUUCAGGGGUAAAAUACCAAAGGAAGGAAGAGUAUGCCUGGAAUAGUGAAAUAUGUAUAUCCACUUAAAGGAUGCUUCAAAAACAAUUUGGAGAACUUGGGCAGGUUAUCUCUGAGGAACCAAAGUUUGAUGUCAUCUUGAGCUGUAAUCUUAAAGCAUUGGUAAAUUUACUUUAAAAAUAUCCCUGAGUAUUUUUAAAAUUGAAUGACUAUAUAAGAAUACACAUGACACAUGUAGUUGUAUAGUUAAAAUAAUUGAGUAAUAUCAAUCUGGUUUUUGGGGAUAUGUGUCUAGGAACAGAGUAGAGAUUCUGUUUUGUAUAGAAAUAGGUUUAACUUUGGCUUUGGGAGAUUAAUAUGUUUAAAUAUAUAGCUUUCUGGGUGUAAGUCGUGCAGAAAGCCUAACAUUUAUUUCAUGAAACACAUGUACCAGUAGAAAUUUCUCAUUUUUAUGUACUGUUGCACAUUAAAUGGACUAUAGUGAUGCCUUUAUUUCUUAUGUACUUCUUAGCUAUGUUGCCUUGGGUGAAGUAGAGGCAGAGAGCCAAGAGAUAAAAGGCAUAUAAGAUUAUAUGUAGAGAAUCUCCAAUGAAUCACUUCUGAAGUUUAGGACAAGGUGAAUAUUAAGAGCUACUUCUGUUACAGUUCUGUACACAACUACCUUUUUGGGCGAUUGUUAAAGUGCCUCAUCUUACAUAUUGCUGACCUCAUACUAUUUAUACUUGACUAUUUGAUAACCCAGUGAUAGUGAUUUUUCAUAUUUGUAAAGGAUUGGACAUCAGACCUAUAUUGUUUAUGUAACUUUUCUAUAACUUAAUUGGUUACAAUAUACAAAUCUUCCAUAAUACAAAUUGUAAAUAGUUUUAAAUGAAUGUUUAUAGGUAACUGUAAAAUGUUUCACUUAAUGAGGAGUUUUAAUACUACGAAUAAACAUGUCUUCUUGACAUAACUUAAA
This is a messenger RNA of Trichosurus vulpecula (common brushtail), 3059 nucleotides long. RefSeq names its product thioredoxin like 1 (gene TXNL1). Lineage: Eukaryota; Metazoa; Chordata; Mammalia; Diprotodontia; Phalangeridae. The transcript is spliced from 9 exons. Bases 366 to 1244 code for a protein of 292 amino acids. The record is from RefSeq and is a predicted model, not a curated record.